Messenger RNA from Magnolia sinica, 1037 nucleotides. RefSeq lists its product as uncharacterized. Lineage: Eukaryota; Viridiplantae; Streptophyta; Magnoliopsida; Magnoliales; Magnoliaceae. The record is from RefSeq and is a predicted model, not a curated record. Gene Ontology annotation, molecular function: protein binding. Bases 6 to 1037 code for a protein of 343 amino acids. The transcript is spliced from 5 exons.
CCCAAAUGGAGGAGGACACCAUCAAAUACAUGUUUAAAAAUGCCAUGAAUGAAAAUUGGGAAGAAGUUGUGAGAGUCUGCAAGGACAAUCCAAGGGCCCAAGAGGCCAAGAUCACAAGAUCAGGAGAUACAGCAUUGCAUGUUGCCAUCUAUAGUGGAAGAGAAGCGACAGCGAUAGAGCUGGUCAAUCUCAUCGCCCAUAAAGACCUCGAGAGAAUCCUAGGGAUGAAGAACGAUCAAGGGAACAUUGCACUCCACCUUGCUGCCACCGUUGAGAUGGCGGAGAUGUGUGUGUGUAUGGCCAGAAAAGUCCCCACGCUAGUAAAGUCCCGCAACAACAACGGUGAGACGCCGCUCUUCUUGGCGGUUCUUCAUGGAAAGAAGAAGACAUUCAUUUCCCUUCAUUCCAAGUGCCCCAAUGGUGAUGAUAUUUCACUUUGUAGAAGAACUGAUGGGAAUACCAUUCUACAUUGUGCUAUCAUGGGGGAGUACUUUGAUCUGGCCUUGAGCAUAAUUUACAAGCACCCAUCGCUGAUUAACUCUCACAAUGAGAAAGGACAAUCAGCUCUGCAUCUAAUGGCCAGCCAUCCUUCCUUUUUCAGGAGUGGAAGCCCACUUGGGAUAUUUGAUUUUAUCAUCUACCACUGUACACUGAUUGAUCCAUUUGAAGAAGAGACACUUUUCAACGACACCCAUUCACUCGAUUCUGAUAGAGAUAGCAAAUGCCGAUUACCAGAAAAUUACAUUACUUGCUGGGAUUUCAUCAAUCUUUUGUGGAAGCUGGUUGCCAUCUUCGUUGCCAAGUGCAGGAGAGAAUCCAAGAGUGCCAAGUCCGACGGCACAGAAGCUAAGAAAUCAGUGCAUGGAAUUGGAAGAGAUGUAGAACAGCCUGGCCAUGACAACCACGGAGACUUUCAUUUGGACCCACAGCCUUCAGGUAAAAAUGUUUACAUGGUUCAUCACAUAGAAGGAAUUAUCUUCAUUUUGUAUACGUGGGCAAAUGAUUCAGCUCCGUCUCUAUACCGAGCUGCCACUUGA